Messenger RNA from Mirounga angustirostris (Northern elephant seal), 3704 nucleotides. RefSeq names its product tRNA methyltransferase 10A (gene TRMT10A). Gene Ontology annotation, cellular component: cytosol; nucleoplasm; nucleus. The coding region runs from base 175 to 1251 and encodes 358 amino acids. Gene Ontology annotation, biological process: tRNA N1-guanine methylation. Gene Ontology annotation, molecular function: methyltransferase activity; tRNA binding. The transcript has 8 exons. NCBI's taxonomy places the organism in Eukaryota, Metazoa, Chordata, Mammalia, Carnivora, Phocidae. The record is from RefSeq and is a predicted model, not a curated record.
GUAAAAGCGUAAGCGCCGUAGCCUCCUACGCAUAGCUUCCGUCCCUGCCUCUGGGAGUUGAAGUUUCCUAGGGAAGAUUCAUGAGCUGUAUCAAGACCAUUACGAGAAGGCUCUCUGUUGGUGCUCUCGGUUCCCUGACAACUCCUCAGCUCGUAUUUUCAGAGGCAUCAAAUAAUGACCUCUGAAAUGUUGCCAGCAUUUAUUGAGUCUUCUAAUGUUGAAAGAAAGCAAAGCUUAAGUGAAGAUCAAGAGAAGAGCCAGAAGCCAAGAUUAGGUGAAGGGUUUGAACCAAUAUCUAAACGACAGAUGAAGAAGCUAAUUAAACAGAAACAAUGGGAAGAACAACGAGAACUCCGCAAACAAAAGCGGAAGGAAAAACGCAAGAGAAAACAAUUAGAGCGACAAUGUCAACUGGAAUCAAACUCAGAUGGAAAUGACAGAAAACGUAUUCGAAGAGAUGUUGUUCACAGUACACUCCGCCUUAUCAUUGACUGCAGUUUUGACAGCUUGAUGGUAUUAAAGGACAUUAAGAAACUUCAUAAGCAGAUUCAACGAUGUUAUGCAGAAAAUCGACGAGCACUGCAUCCUGUGCAGUUUUACUUGACAAGCCAUGGAGGCCAGUUGAAAAAGAACAUGGAUGAAAAUGACAAAGGAUGGGUCAACUGGAAGGAUAUCUACAUCAAACCAGAGCAUUAUAGUGAAUUCAUAAAGAAAGAAGACCUGAUUUAUCUAACAUCAGACUCACCUAAUGUAUUGAAGGAAUUAGAUGAAUCAAAGGCCUAUGUGAUUGGAGGGUUAGUAGAUCACAACCAUCACAAGGGACUCACAUAUAAACAAGCAUCAGAUCAUGGAAUUGACCAUGCACAGCUACCCCUUGGAAAUUUUGUGAAGAUGAAUAGUAGAAAAGUUUUGGCAAUUAAUCAUGAAUGCAACAUUGUGAUGAACCUGGCUAAGAAAUGUAUGGAGUUUGUCUUUGUUGCAGUGUUUGAGAUUAUUCUGGAAUAUCUGGAAACCAGAGACUGGCAAGAAGCAUUUUUUACUAUUUUACCCCAACGGAAAGGAGCUGUUCCCACAGACAAAGCCUGUGAAGGUUCUUCGCAUGACAAGAAAUCUGCCAGGGUUGAAGAUGGAUUGGACAGUGAUUCCAGUGAGGAAGAAAAUAACAGAAAUGAACUAGAAUCACCACAUGAAGAAGAAAAGCAGGAUAAAGAAAAUAGCAAUGAAUCUACAGUGAACUCUAUACCACACUAAUGUCAUCUGUUGUUUUUUGUUUUGUUUUUUGUUUUUUUAGCUUAAGGAAAACUUAGGAGAAAAUGAGGUGCUUCAUAGAAUAUUCUAAUUGGGAGAAAAUUUUAUUUCCUCUUAUUUCUGUUGUGAAUUUUUAAAACUUUUUUUAGAGCUAAGUGAUAAAAAGCCCUUAUAAGAAAGUAUUUUUGUUUUUGCAUAAAAUUUAAAUGUUUAAUAUUUAAAAUAAUUUUCUAAGUCUCAACAGUUUCUUGAGAAUUUUACUUUAUUGGUAAACCUUCAUUCUCUUUUAUUUACUGGAUUAUAUUUUUUAGAAUGUGCCUUCUGACCUUUCAGUUUUACUUUUUUAUGUUUAUAUCAAGUGUCUUUCUGAUUUAUUGCCUACUUAGUUGUGGAGAUAUUCAUAAAUCUCCUGUAAGUCUACCAAAAUGUUCUGUAUGGGAGGCUACCUCCUAUUUGCAGCUUUUUUAUUCAACUCAGUUACUUCAAAAGAAUGCAGUUAUUUUAGGAAGAAGUAUUAGAUUGAUAAGCUCAACAAUUUAUUUCUUUUGGACUAUGGAACCCAUCUCUGUUCCUUCUCUGUGAUGCCUUUUCGUGGUUCUAAAGCAAUCACUGAAGAGUAAAGACUCUCUUUAAUGUAUUUUCUUGAUUUCAAUAAUGGUGGUAAAUUAUUUCAGUUACAAAUGUAAUUUUUCAGACUAGAUUAUUUUAAAAGGCCGUUGAGUAUCAAUUUUGUCUUAAAUUUAAAAGGAAACAGCUCUUAGCUAUCCUUUCCUUCUAUAUGAACUUCUAUUAAAUAAAAUAUUUCUUGGUUCUUAAAGUGAAUAAAGUUAACUUUAUAUGUGCAUCUGUCUACUAGCAUAUAAUAUGCAAGCUUAUAUAACUGUAUGUUUCUGUAAAUAAUCUAAGCAUAUAUGAAAAAGUAUAUAUAAUUGUAUAUAUAUCUGUCCAUAAUCAUGUAUCAUUAAUGAUAACAGGACUGAGUUGCCAAAUAGCUGUAUUAUUUGCAUCAAUGAUUGUGUGGAACAACACUAAGAAUUUGAAUUUCAGUAAGUGCAAAAAUCCUUAACUAAAUAUUUGUAUGAGGACAUUGGCAAGGGAAGAUGGGGCUAAAAGGAGAUGUUUUUAUUUUCUCCUGGUAAAUGUAGAGCAGUUAUGUUUAAAGUAGUGAUUGUUCUUUGUCACAGCUAAAGUAAGAUUUCAGAAGACUUCACUGAGUUUGGAUAAAUUAAGUUUCUGUUCUUUUUACUCCUUGGCAUCUCAAAUUAUGUACACAUUUGGUAGAAAGUUCAUUAGAUUUAGUACUGAUAUUACUGUCUCUUAAUUUUUGUUGCUUUAUUCUUAGUAAUCUAUUAUCAUUAUCCAUUUAAAAUAAGGUCUGUGAGCAAGGUAUAUAAAUAAAAGCCCCUACAAUUCUAGAAGAGCAAAGCUUAUGUCUUAAGUUGUAUUUUUCAGAGGUUCAGGUUUUCCUGAGUAAAUAUGGUUUAGUACCAUGAAAUCCAGUUGACCCUUGAAAAGUGUGGGGGUUAGGGGCACCGACCCCCCCACACACACAGUUGAAAAUCCACGUAUAACUUUGUCCCAAAACUUAACUAAUAGCCUACCAUUGACCAGAAAUCUUACGGAUAACACAGUAAGUGUAUCAACACAUAUUUUGUAUAUGUAUUAUAUACUGUAUUCUUAAACUAGAGAAAAUGUUAAGAAAAUUGUAAGAGAAAAUACAUUUAUAAUACUAUACUGUAUUGAAAAAAAUUCACAUAUAAGUGGACCCAUGCAUUUCAAAUGUGUGUUGUUCAGGGGUCAACUGUAUUAUGCCUUUUACUUAAAUUACUUGAUAUGGAAUGAGGCACAAGUUAAUUUUGAAAGGCAGGGAAAAAUCAUUACAGGCACUGUGUAGUUUAAUUGUCACUAAUUAUGAAAGCCCUGUAUUAUUUCCUAGGGCUGCCAUAACAAAUUACCACUGCGUAGCUUAAAACAACAGACGUUUUUUCUCUUAUAGUGCUGGAGGCUAAAAGCUCAGAGUCAAGGUGGAUUGUGUUCCCUCUGAAGGCUAUAGGGAAGAAUCCUUUGUACCUCUUCUUGGUUUUUGGUGGGCCCAGCAAUCCUUGCUAUUUCUUGACUCCAGUAUCUGCUUUGUCAUCAAAUGGCUUCUGCCCUCAGUCUUCCUUGCCUGUGUCUGUGUCCCUCUUAUAGGCAUAUCAAUCAUUGGAUUAGUGUCCAACAUAAUUCAGUAUGACUUCAUCUUAACCUGAUCACAUUUGCAAAGAUCCUGUUUCCAAAUAAGGUCAUAUCCAAAGGUACAAGAUAUUAGGGCUUGAACUUAUAUUUGAGUAGGCACAGUUCUAUCCAUACAAGUCCAUAUCUUAGGCUGUUGAUGAUGAGAAGGAGACACAACCUUCGCCUCAGAAAAGGUAAGUUUACAAUUAGAAAUAAGUAAUUGAUGGGGCGCCUGGGUGGCU